Molecule: messenger RNA, 1467 nt
Organism: Neolamprologus brichardi
Lineage: Eukaryota; Metazoa; Chordata; Actinopteri; Cichliformes; Cichlidae
Product: neuronal membrane glycoprotein M6-a-like
Biological process (GO): neuron projection development
Cellular component (GO): neuronal cell body; axonal growth cone; filopodium
Source: RefSeq, a predicted model, not a curated record
AGAGUGAGGAGAGAGAGCGUUGGAACAGGGACUUCCCUGAGCCUCCAUCAUCUGCAGGGAGGGAAAAAAACACUCACACACACACUGCCUCCCACACACACACACGCACACUCUGCUGAGAGCUAGCAAGGGGCUUUAAACAGCUUCACACAUAACCGAGACAAAGGGACUGUAACCUGCCACAAUGGAAGAAAACAUGGAUGAAUCGCAAAGCCAGAAAGGCUGUAAGGAGUGCUGCGAGCGAUGUGUGGGCAGCCUGCCCUGGGCGUCGCUCAUCGCCACCAUCCUCCUCUACAUGGGCGUGGCCUUGUUCUGUGGGUGUGGCCACGAGGCUUUGAGCGGCACCGUCACCAUCCUCCAGAACUACUUUGAAGUCAUCAGAGCCCCGGGCGAGACUCUGGAUGUGUUCACCAUCAUCGACAUCCUGAAGUACAUCAUUUAUGGCCUUGCAGCUGGAUUCUUUGUGUUUGGAGUGCUGCUGCUGGUGGAGGGCUUUUUCACCACCGGAGCCAUCCGCGAUCUCUACGGAGAGUUCAAGAUCACUGCCUGCGGACGCUGCCUUACUGCAUUCCUGAUGUUCCUGGCCUACCUGUUCUUCCUGGUGUGGCUCGGCGUGACAGCAUUCACCAGCCUGCCGGUCUUCAUGUACUUCAACGUUUGGUCCAUGUGUCAGAACACCAGCGUGGUGGUGGAGGGAACCAACCUCUGCCUGGACCUGCGUCAGUUUGGAGCGGUGAGCAUCUCCGAGGAGAGGAAGUUGUGCACGCAGUCCGAGAAGUUCGUCAAGAUGUGCGAAUCCAACGAGCUGGACUUGACCUUCCAUCUGUUCGUGUGCGCACUAGCAGGAGCAGGAGCUGCUGUCAUCGCCAUGGUGCACUUCCUGAUGGCUCUAGCCGCUAACUGGGGCUACCUGAAGGACGCCAGUCGGAUGCAGAAGUACGAAGACAUCAAGUCGAAGGAGGAGCAGGAGCUGCACGACAUCCACUCUACACGCUCCAAAGAACGCCUCAAUGCCUACACAUAAACACGCCGCCACGAGGAACGACACACACACACUUACCUGUCAGACACACACGCACACACGGGUGAAAAAGAUUCAUUCAAACAAAUUUACAGACACGAGUAGAAAUUAGAGGAUAAGAAACCCCUGAGAUCACCGACGCCCUCCUCAUCCUCAGCUCUGCGGUCGAUCGUUGCUGGUCUGCUCCAAGUUUAACACGAUAAAUCGUCCAGAUUCACCGAACCUAAAGCGGUCGGACAUUUUAUUCUGAAGGUUUCUGAAGGUGAUGGUGUGAGUUUUCAGGCCUUUCAGAGUAAAAUGCUGCACAAACAAAAGUUCUCACUGAUAACACAAACCAGCGUAACGAGGAAAUGCCAAAAAUCACCGCGGACGAACCCAAAGAAGGAGAAUUAUUUCAAUCUGAUCGCCUAAAGACUCCAAACAGCAACGAUCUGCAGCAGACGCAU